AUUCCCGCGGCUUAGUGCGUCAAUCUCCGGGAGUCUUGCCUGGGCAACAUGGUUCGGAAGCGCGCGGCCGGUAGGGAGCCGCAGGGACGUGAACCGUGCGGCCGGAAGGCCAAGGGCAAGAGCACGGCCCGGCGUGAGGAGAAGGAGGCGGAUGUCUUGCAAGAUGAGAAACCUCUAACGAGGAGCCUUCUCUCCAAAGUCUCACGAGAAACCAGGAAGAGAGGUUGCAGUGAUCCCGGGGGCCCCGCACACAGUCCAGCCAAAAGGAAGGCGGCCAAGGUGACUGUUAAAUCUGAAAAUGCCGAGGUGAAGGAUGAAGCUCUCAGCGAUGGGGAGGACUUCAGGGACUUUGCAAGUGCCCCCAGGAAGGCACACCAUCCAAAGAGAGAGGCUGCUGUGGACAAAGGCAGCUGUGAAGGAGACGAGGAGGAAGAAAGUGACGAUGAUUGGGAAGAGGUAGAAGAACUUAGUGAGCCUGUGCCGAGUGAUGCAGGAGAAAAUGCAGCCUUCUCUAAAUCUGUCCUGCCUGUGAAGCCAGUGGAGAUAGAAAUUGAAACACCCCAGCAGGCAAAAGCCAGAGAAAGAAGUGAAAGGAUAAAAAUGGAGUUUGAGACAUAUCUUCGGAGGAUGAUGAACCGUUUCAGUAAAGAAGUCCGUGAGGACACACACAAGGUUCACCUGUUGUGCCUGCUGGCAAAUGGUUUCUAUCGCAGUAACAUCUGCAACCAGCCAGAUCUGCUUGCCAUCGGCCUGUCCAUCAUCCCAGCUCGCUUUACCAAAGUGCCACCUCAGAACGUGGAUGCCUGCUACCUGUCGAACCUGGUGAAAUGGUUCAUUGGAACAUUUACAGUUAAUGCAGACCUUUCAACCAACGAGCAAGAUGGCCUACAGACCACAUUGGAAAGGAGAUUUGCUAUUUACUCUGCGCGGGAUGAUGAAGAGUUGGUCCACGGAAAGAAAGCUUCCAAGGAGAGAUCUACAGAGGGUCCCGGAGGCUCCUUGGAAACUUCCAGCCCAGUUCCGGAAAACCAAGCUAAACCCAAGAGCGGCAAGGGGACCGGACAAGAGAGCACUCCUGCGGGCACUGGCAGUCCGAGCGCCAGAGGGAAGAGGAGCAAGGCAGCCGUGGUUGGGAAGAAACGGCGUGGGCCCUCCUCCAGUGAGGAAGAGGAGCGCAAGGCGAGGGGGCAGGAGGAGGGCCCCCGGAGGCGUCGGCAGGGCCAGGAGCGGCAGGUGGCCUCCAGGGUGUCGUACAAAGAGGAGAGUGGGAGUGAGAGGGGCAGCAGCGGCUCUGACUUCGAGCCGUCCAGUGGGGAAGCCCGUCAUUCAUCCGAUGAGGAUUCUGAGCCUGGCCUUCCCAGGCAGAGGAGGGCCCCGGGCCCCCAGAGGACAAAGGCAGGGUCUAAGAGUGACUCCAGGAGCCACCGUGGAAGGCACCCUAGGCGCUCUGGCUUUCCGGCAGCGUCCACGAGCUCUUCGAGCAGUAAGAGCAAGCGAGGCAAGAAAAUCUCCAGUGAUGGUGAGGGGGCACAGAGAGGGGCAGCGGCCGGCAGAGACCAGUGGCUGGAGGUGUUCUGUGAGCAGGAGGAAAAGUGGGUGUGUGUGGACUGUGUGCACGGUGUGGUGGGCCAGGCCGUGACCUGUUACAAGUACGCCACCAAGCCCAUGACCUACGUGGUGGGCAUCGACGGUGACGGCUGGGUCCGGGAUGUCACCCAGAGGUACGACCCAGCCUGGAUGACCACAACCCGCAAGUGCCGAGUUGAUGCCAAGUGGUGGGCUGAAACCUUGAGACCGUAUCAGAGCCCGUUGGUGGAGAGGGAGAAGAAGGAGGACUCAGAGUUUCAGGCAAAGCACCUGGGCCAGCCUUUGCCAACGGUCAUUGGCACGUAUAAGAACCACCCUCUGUACGCCCUGAAGAGGCAUCUCCUGAAAUACGAGGCCAUCUACCCCGAGACAGCCGCCAUUCUGGGGUAUUGUCGAGGAGAGGCUGUCUACUCCAGGGAUUGCGUGCAUACCCUGCACUCCCGGGACACGUGGCUGAAACAAGCGAGAGUGGUGAGGCUGGGAGAAGUGCCCUACAAGAUGGUGAAGGGCUAUUCCAACCGGGCCCGGAAAGCCCGCCUCGCCGAGCCCCAGCUGCAGGACCAAAAUGACCUGGGUCUGUUUGGCAGGUGGCAGACGGAGGAGUACCAGCCCCCUGUGGCUGUGGACGGCAAGGUCCCCCGGAAUGAAUUUGGGAACGUGUACCUCUUCCUGCCCAGCAUGAUGCCUGUCGGCUGUGUCCAGCUGAACCUGCCCAACCUGCACCGCAUAGCCCGCAAGCUGGACAUUGACUGUGUCCAGGCCAUCACUGGCUUCGACUUCCAUAAAGGCUACUCCCAUCCCAUAACUGACGGCUACAUUGUCUGUGAGGAAUACAAAGACGUGCUCCUGGCUGCCUGGGAAAAUGAGCAGGCACUCAUCGAAAAGAAGGAGAAGGAGAAAAGGGAGAAGCGGGCCCUCGGGAACUGGAAGCUGCUGGUCAAAGGACUGCUCAUCAGGGAGAGGCUGAAGAUUCGCUACGGGGACAAGAGCGAGGCCGUCGCUGCCCAGGCACAUGCGGGAGGUGGACUCUCUUCUGAUGAAGAGGAGGGGACCAGCUCUCAAGCAGAAGCAUCCAGGAUCCUGGCUGCCUCCUGGCCCCAAAACCGAGAGGCUGAAGAGGAGCAGAAGCCACAGUGCCCUAAGAAGACCAAAAGGGCAAAGAAAGCGGCAGCCUCCCACCUGUUCCCAUUUGAGAAGCUGUGA
Molecule: messenger RNA, 2790 nt
Organism: Puma concolor (puma)
Lineage: Eukaryota; Metazoa; Chordata; Mammalia; Carnivora; Felidae
Source: RefSeq, a predicted model, not a curated record